Messenger RNA from Hemibagrus wyckioides, 4315 nucleotides. It is a transcript of the gene gpr142, whose product is annotated as G protein-coupled receptor 142. Gene Ontology annotation, cellular component: membrane. The coding region runs from base 196 to 1269 and encodes 357 amino acids. Gene Ontology annotation, biological process: G protein-coupled receptor signaling pathway. Gene Ontology annotation, molecular function: G protein-coupled receptor activity. The record is from RefSeq and is a predicted model, not a curated record. Lineage: Eukaryota; Metazoa; Chordata; Actinopteri; Siluriformes; Bagridae. The transcript is spliced from 4 exons.
UUUUCUCACUUGCUGGCUUCCAGGCUGCAGUGAUGUGCUUACAAUGUGAGUACCUUGUCUCUCCAUUAAUCUCUUUAGUCUCACCCUUCUCUCAUAUUCCUGGGUAGGGGAUCUGGCAAUAACAGGACUCAGGACCCUUAAGUUCAUACAUGUGGGGACCAGUGUCAGGCCCUAAAGAGGAGAAUCUUAAGGGCCAUGACUGACUGGCAUAAUGAUUCGGUGCGAGGCCACCAGGAGCAGGAGCCAAACACUGACGAGUACCAAAGAUCAGAGUGUGUUCUUGGCUACAUCCCUGUUAUCUACUACAGCAUCUUGCUGUGUGUGGGAUUUCCAGUGAACAUCUUAACACUGGUGGCUCUGUCCCGUUUGACUGCACGCACCCAGAAGUCCCUGUACGUCUACCUGAUGGCACUGACCAGCUCAGACCUGCUUAGCCAGCUCUUCAUCAUUUUUGUGGGGUUCCUACUGGAGACUGCUGUGUUCCACCGCGAGGUGCCCGCCGUUCUGUUGAGGUCAGUCAGCGUGCUGGAGUUUGCUGCUAAUCAUGCUUCUAUCUGGGCCACUGUACCUCUAACUGUGGAUCGCUACGUUGCACUGUGCCAUCCACUGCUCCAUCGUCAGAUCAGUUACCCAGCACGGGCUCGGCGCAUCGUCGCUGCAGUCCAGGCAGUGGCACUGGCAUCGGGUGUGCCCUUUUUCUGGUGGUCAGACAUGUGGAGGGUGAGCCGCCCACCUGGUGCAGUUGAUUUCGCCCUCAUAUGGGCCCAUGUGACUAUCAUCUACUUCCUGCCAUGCAGUAUCUUCCUGGUGCUCAACUCCCUCAUUGUUCUGCGUCUCAGAAGGCGGCAGCACCGGUGUCAGGACGAAAGCAGGCAGCAGCAGCUGACAUCAGUAAGCAGGCUGGGAAAAACCACAGCAAUGCUUUUUGCCAUCACCUCUGUGUUUGCACUGCUGUGGGCACCCCGUACAGCCGUAGUGCUCUACCACCUUUAUGUGGCAUCUGUGCACAGAGACUGGCGCGUGCACUUGGCAUAUGACCUAGCCAACAUGCUAGCCAUGCUUAACACAGCUGUGAACUUCUUCCUCUACUGCUUCGUCAGUAAACGCUUCCGAGGGGUUGUGAAGGAUGUGUUGCUUCUGAGAGGGGCACCGCUUUAUCCUCAAAGGUCCUGCCGUCUAAGACAGGCUUCCGCUAAUGCCUCGAACUCAUCUCUGUCCAGUGGUGCCAUGCGCUCUCACAGACAUGCCAAUGCUUGGGAUUGUCCUUAACUGAUACCACCCUCUAAAACAAAAAACACAUUUACCCCCAAGCCCUGGACAUCUCCAAGCUGCCUCUAUCUUCAAAAGAAUGGAGUUGAUGGACAGCAGCUCACUCCAUCUCCUCUGCCAGCAAAUUCCAGCAUCUUUAGUUCAUUUGUGUUAAUUAUUCUACUGUAGGGGUUAUCUCUCUGUGCACAGAUAUAUUUUGGCUCAACAUAUGAAUGUAAAAUGUUCCAUGGAAGGCUGUAAAGUCACUACACUGUGUGCACAAUUUUUAGGCAAAUGAGUAUUUUGACCAAAUCAUCAUUUUUAUGCAUAUUUUCCAAGUGCAAGCUGUAAAAAACAUGAACGCUUAUUGCAUUUAAGCAUAUCAGGUGAAGUGUAUUUGUUUAAUGAGAGAGGGUGUGGCCUAAGGAGAUCAACAACCUAUAUCAAGGUGUGCAUAAUUAUUAGGCAGCUUUUUUCCUCAGGAAAAAUGGGCCGAAGAAGAGAUGAACUGACUCUAAAAAGUCAAAAAUUCUUUUAGAGGAAUGCAGCUCUCUUGAAAUUGAUUGAUAUUGGGGUGUGAUCACAGAACCAUCAAAGACGUUCUGUUGCAAAUAGUCAACAGGGUCACAAAAAAAGGUGUUGAGAAAAAAAGAUUAACUUAAAAUUAACUACCAAAGAUUUGAGAAGAAACAAACGUGAAGCUACUGGGAACCCAUUAUCCUCCAGUGCUGUCAUAUUCCUGAACUGCAACCUACCUGGAGUCCCCAGAAGUACACAGUGUUCUGUGCUCAGAGACAGGGCCAAGGUAAGGAAGGCUGAAACCUGACCACCACAGAACACCACACAUAAGCUGAAGACUGGGCCAAGAAAUAUCUAAAGACAGAUUUUACAAAGGUUCUUCAGACUGAUAGGAUGAGAGUGACUCUUGACAAACCAGAUUGAUGGGCACGUGGCUGGAUCAGUAAUGGGCACAGAGCUCCACUUUGACUCAAGGAGCAAGGUGGACAGGUAUGGGCUUGUAUUAUUGAAGAUGAGCUAGUUGGACCAUUUCUGGGUGAAGAUGGACUCAAAAUCAACUCCCAAACCUACUGCCAGUUUUUAAAAGACAGUGGUACAGGAAAAAGUCUGCAUCUUUCAAGAAGGCCAUGAUAUUUAUGUAGGACAAUGCUUCAUUGCAUGCAGCGAAGUACUCCACUGUGUGGCUAGCCAGUAAAGGCCUUAAAGAUGAAAGAAUAAUGACAUGGCCCCCUUCCUCACCUGACCUAAACCCUAUUGAGAUUUACAGUGAAGGAAAACAGUACACCUCUCUGAACAGUGUCUGGGAAGCUGUGGUUGCUGCUGCACAAAAAGUUGAUCCUCAACAGAUCAAGAAACUGACAGACUCUAUGAAUGGAAGAUUUAUGAGUGUCAUUGAGGAGAAGGGUGGCUAUAGUGGUAAUUUUUUUUUUUUGGUCAGAAAUGUUUAUUUGUAAAUUUUAUGAAAAUAAACAAGUGAGAUGAUAAGUUUGUUGUUUUUCAUUUAGUUGCAUAAUAAUUCUGCACACUAAUAGUUGCCUAAUAAUUGGGCACACGUAGAUAGAAGGAAGCCAAAACCUCACUUUUAUUGCCGUAAAUAUUCGGGUUUGAGGUUUUUUUUUUAACAUUUUGGAUUAACCGAGACCACUGUAAUUCUUCAAUAAUGAAAUUAAUCCUCGAAAAUACAACUUGCCUAAUAAUUGUGCACAAAGUGUAUUUUGUGUCUGUCUUAAACUUUACAUAAUACACCGGUAGCUCUUAAUUAGAGGGAGGUAUAUGACAUUCUGAUUUUGUUUGGGUCUAGGCUAUUUGAAUGGUCAGAUAAAGAAAUAUAGAAAUAUGAGAGAUGAGAUGAAAUGUACCUUUAUUAGUUCCCUGUAGGGGAAAUUCAAGCAGCACAAGAGGAUUAACAUCAAGAAAACCUAGACAUCAAAAAUAUUCUAAAACAAAGACAACAAAAAAUGUGUUUGUUUAUAUAUAGAUGUGAGCCAAGACAAACAGGCAAGUCAUAGGGUGUCAGGUCAGUGCGAUUAGAACACACUUCCACAACUGAAUCAGGUUCGAUUAGGAUGUAUGUCUGAUUGUCUUCAAGACCCUUUGAAGUGGCACGGGAAAGAAAUGUGGGACCAGAAAUCCAUAUGGAGUCUUUCAACUCUGAGGCAGAUGAAUGUGUUGCAUGGUCAGCAGGGAAUAUAAUGCCACUGUUCUGGCCUUGUACUCACGUAUACAUAAAACCGUCUGGUUUCAUUAUGAAUAUAUCCCAACACCACUUUACUGUCCGAAUAAAAUUCUACAGUAUUUGAGGUAAUGUCCAACUCAUUUUGAAUGACUUCUGCCACUUCUACUGCAAGGACUGCUGCUCCUAGUUGUAACCUACUGUAGGUACAGUAUGUGCGGACAGCAGAGCAAGCUUAGCCUUGCCUAACCCUACAUCACAUGAUCUCUACGCAUCACUCGCAGGUAGGCUACUUGUGGAAGCAUCUGAAAAAAUAUGAAUUUCUUAUGAAUUUCUUAUGGAUUUCAGUCUAUCACGGCGUAGUGUGUUACCAAUUGUUUUCUUGGUGACUAUGGUCCCAGCUGCCUUGAAAUCAUUGACAAAAUCCUCCAGUGUAAUUCUGGGCUGAUUCCUCGCCGUUCUCAUGAUCAUUCAAACUCCAUUAGGUGAGAUCUUGCAUGGAACCCCAGACCGAGGAAGAUUGACAGUCCUUUUGUGUUUCUUCCAUUUGGGAAUAAUCGCACCAACUGUUGUCACCUUCUCACCAAGCUGCUUGACGAUGGUCUUGUAGCUCAUUCCAGUCUUGUGUAGGUCUACAAUCUUGUCCCUGACAUCCAUGGACAGCUCUUUGGUCUUGGCCAUGAUGGAGAGUUUGGAAUCUGAAUGACUGCAGAUUUCUGGCUCCCAGGUGUCUUUCAUACAGUUAAUGAGCUGAGAUUAAGAGCACUCCCCGAGAGUGCUCCUACUGUAAUCUCAGCUCCUUACCUGUAUAAAAGACACCUGGGAGCCAGAAAUCUUUCUGACUGAUAGGGGAUCAAAUACUUAUUUCACUCAUUA